This is a messenger RNA of Lactuca saligna, 393 nucleotides long. The record is from the annotation of a GenBank genome assembly. NCBI's taxonomy places the organism in Eukaryota, Viridiplantae, Streptophyta, Magnoliopsida, Asterales, Asteraceae.
AUGGAGAUAUCGUCGAUGGCGGAGGAAAUAGGGCUAUUUGGAUUAAGGAAGAAGCUGAAGAAGGCAGAGGAAGAAGCGGUGGAUAUUAUGAAAGAAGGAAUUGAGUCAGCAGAGAAAGGAGUCGAAGCAGCAGAGAGACAGAUCGAGGCGGUGAAGAUGGAGAUUGAGAUGGAGGUCCGUUUCGGAGGUGGUUUGAUGCAGGCGGGAGUGGUUGCCGGUGCGGAGGUUGUUGGGAUCACUACAUUACUAUCACAUAUUCACAGGCAAAACAAUAACGAAGUAACCAAUGCAUAUGGGGGAAGAUCCAACUGUAGAUUCACGGAUAUCCAAAAUUUUGAAGAAUUUGUGAAAAAUACUGAAGAGUUGAAAAGUGAUAAAUUGAAUAAAAUAUAG